CUAAAGUCAGACGCAAACGUUUUCGUGCGUAGCGAGCGUCCGGGACUGGGGUGCAGACGUCGUUUGUUAGCGGUGAAGACCCGGCGUCUCCCGGGCGUCAGGGUGAUACAGAAAACCGAGGAUUGUUGUCCGUUUUUAGGCCGAAGGAGUGACAGAAUGCGCAGCUGUGUGCGUAGCACCCGGGUCCUGUCCCCCGUCUUCUUUCCUCGUCUCCUGCUGGAUGUGAGGCACGGGGGGGCCGAAGUGGGCCAGCGUGGCCUUCGUUGCUCCCCGAGGAGCUUGGCGGCUGGGGUGGAGGGGAGUUCCAUGCCUUUGCCGAGCCAGGCUCGUGUGGUGAUCUGUGGCGGCGGAAUCGUAGGCUCCUCUGUGGCUUACCACCUAGCCAAACUCGGUUGGACGGAGGUGGUCUUGCUCGAACAGGGAAGGCUUGGGGCUGGAACCACCCGUCUGUGUGCUGGCAUCGUCAGUGUCGCCAAGCCUAUUUCCAUCGAGAGCAAGAUGGCCGACUACUCGAACACACUCUAUGAGCGUCUAGAGGAAGAAACUGGCGUGAAAACUGGUUACAUGAAGACUGGCUCUCUAUGCCUGGCCCAGAAUCAGGAUCGCUUUUUGUCCUUAAAGCGUCUCGCCUCCCGCCUCAAGGUGAUAGGGAUCAGUUGUAAUGUCAUCAAGCCCAAGGAUGUGGCACAGCUGCACCCUCUAGUGAACAUGCAUGACCUGGUGGGGGCGCUGCAUCUGCCGGGGGAUGCUGUGGCGUCCCCUCCAGAUGUCAGCCAUGCCCUGGCGGUGGCAGCGGCGAGUCACGGGGUCAUGAUCCACGAGCGAACGAGCGUGAACCACGUGAUGGUGGAGAGGGGACACGUGACUGGCGUGGAGACUGACCGAGGACCCAUUGAGUGCGAGUACUUUGUGAACUGUGCAGGACAGUGGGCGUACGAGCUGGGCCAGGCCAGUGAGGUGAAGGUAUCAGUGCCCCUCCACGGCUGUGAGCACUUCUACCUUCUCACCAAGCCCCUGCAGCCGCCCCUGCAGCCCAACACCCCAGUGGUGAUGGACAUGGACGGGAGGAUCUACGUGCGUGCCUGGCAGGGGGGGGUCCUGUCGGGGGGCUUUGAGAAGAAUCCAAAACCCAUCUUCACGGAGGGCAGGAACCAGCUGGAGAUCCAGAACAUGCAGGAGGACUGGGACCAUUUUGAACCUAUGCUUGGUGCUCUUCUACGUCGCAUGCCCAACCUGGACGCCUGUGAGAUCCACCAGCUGGUCAACUGUCCUGAGUCGUUCACCCCGGACAUGCGCUGUCUGAUGGGGGAGACCCCAGGAGUCCACGGCUACUUCGUCCUAGCUGGCAUGAACUCGUCUGGGCUGUCCUUCGCUGGGGGUGCCGGCAGGUACCUGGCUGAAUGGAUGACCUACGGUUACCCCACGGCCAACGUGUGGCCCCUGGACAUCACGCGCUUUGGCAGUCUACAGAGCAGCCGCACCUUCCUGAGACAUCGCGUCAUGGAAGUCAUGCCCCUGCUGUACGAGCUGAAGGUCCCACGCUGGGACUUCCAGACGGGCCGGCAGCUCCGGACCAGCCCCCUGUAUGACCGGCUGGAUGCGCAAGGCGCUCGCUGGAUGGAGAAGCAUGGCUUUGAGAGAGCCAAGUACUUCGUUCCUGCUGGGAAAGACCUUCUGGCUCUGGACCAGAGCAAAACAUUCUACAAGCCGGAUUGGUUUGACAUCGUCGGCGCCGAGGUCAAGUGCUGUAAGGAGGCUGUGUGCGUUAUCGACAUGUCCUCCUUCACAAAGUUUGAGCUCAGUUCCACUGGGGACCAGGCACUGGAGCUGCUGCAACACCUGUGCGCCAACGACCUGGACGUGCCAGUGGGCCACAUCGUACACACGGGCAUGCUCAACGAGCGCGGCGGCUACGAGAACGACUGCAGCGUGGUGCGCCUCAGCAAGAACAGCUUCUUCAUCAUCUCUCCCACAGACCAACAGGUACGCUGCUGGGCUUGGAUAAAACAGCACAUGCCGAAUGAUCCGCAGCUCCACCUAGAGGAUGUCAGCUGGAAAUACACAGCUCUGAAUCUCAUUGGCCCGCGAGCGAUGGAUGUGCUCUCCGAACUGUCGUACGUCUCGAUGACCCCGGAGCACUUCCCCUCUCUGUUCUGUAAGGAAAUGAGCGUGGGUUAUGCCAACGGCAUCCGGGUCAUGAGCAUGACCCACACGGGGGAGCCUGGCUUCAUGCUCUACAUCCCCAUCGAGUACGCGCUCCAUGUCUACAACGAGGUGAUGUCCGUGGGCCAGAAAUAUGGCAUCCGCAACGCCGGCUACUAUGCCCUGCGCAGCCUGCGCAUCGAGAAGUUCUUCGCCUUCUGGGGACAGGACCUGGACACGUUCACCACCCCCCUGGAGUGUGGCCGUGAGUUCAGGGUUAAGUUCGAUAAGGACACGGACUUCCUGGGGCGGGACGCGCUGCUGCGGCAGCGCCAAGAGGGCGUGUCACGGCGCUUCAUCAUGCUGGUGUUGGAGGACCAUGACUGCGAGCUGGACCUGUGGCCCUGGUGGGGCGAGCCGAUCUACCGGAGCGGGGAGCUGGCCGGCGUCACCACCAGCAGCGCCUACAGCUACACGCUGGAGCGUCACGUGUGCCUGGGCUUUGUGUCGCCGCCGCCCGGCGCCCCUCCUGUCAUCACCCCCGACUUCAUCAACCGCGGUGACUAUGAGGUGGACAUUGCGGGGCAGAGGUACCCGGCCAAGGCCAAAUUGUACCCCUUCAGUUCUCUCUUUGCUCAGCAGCGCCGCCGUAAGGAUGAAAUGGAGCUUAGCAAUUUCCAGGGCAAGUAAGGGGUCUUAGCUGGACGAUUUCUAUCUGCCUCCCUGUUUGCUCCUGGCUCCUCCUCCUGGCUCCUCCUCCUGCAGAGCUGAGAGGACCUCUUGGCUUCACAAGGCAGCAGUCUGUUCCUCCGUACAAAGUGCAAUACCCAUCAGUCCUGCUCUCCAGCCGCCCCUGGUCCACCGACUUGCCUCCCUGUUUUUAACACUCCCUUAUUGAGGGGAGGGGUAAGCAGCCAGACAAUCUUCACUGUCAGGGUGACAAAUCAGAACUGCACCUAUCUGCUGAAGUCUGUGUAGCACAAGUUUGCCAGAUACUGUACCUGCUAUCGUGCACUAAGGAUUUAGUGAAGAGUUUUAGUCUGUUGUCUUUUUCCACAUGGUAUGUUUUUUUGGAAAUGGUAUCCGACAAAGCAAGGUGUAAAUCUGUAAAAUGCUGGGGGUCUUUAUUUACUGUAGUGUGUGUGUGUGUGAAAGAGAGAGAGAGAGACGAAGCAGUAGUUUAAACGCAUUAAUGUUGCUGCCCAGUAUAUAUGGUUGCUGGAGACAUUUGAUCACUGAAAAGCUGCUCCUGGAUACUGGUUAUUGCAGUCAGGGCCUUUAAGCGCUCCAGUCAGACCAGUACUUCCUGGCUGCGUUGGGUUUUAAGACAUUUCACCUUGGGAUCUCACAGUACUGAAUAAAACCGUACAAUGUGUGAUCCAUAUGUUCUGACCACUAGACCUGCCGAAUGGCUCACUGCUUGUUCUUUUGUCUACGUGGAACUCCAGAACCAGAUUGGUCUUAGAAACCGAAGAGCGAAUUUACUUUGGAAUCUAGCAGCAGAAAAGUUUUUUUUUUUUUUUUUAUAUCCUUGGCCAUGUAUCAAUUUUGUAGUUCUGGGAUUCUACGUGAACAAAAUAUGACAGUUGUACGGUCCUGUCUUUCCCCCCCAUUUUCAAAUUUGCACAAAAUUGAAAUCAGACCACUGUGUUUGAAGCUGGCUUUCGACCUUCUGCCGACGCUCGGAUAUUUAUCCCGUUAACUUAAUUAUGUAUUUUUUUUUGUACAUUUUAACCAGCUGUCGGUUUAAACACUUGAUUUUUCUGGUGUGGUCUAUCGUAAAUUCUGAAAAGGCCUUUGUGAUUUGAAAGGAAUUGCAUUGGGGUUUCUUCAACCUGAUUUGCAAUGCGUGUCUUAAGACGACACCACGUUUCCUCGGAGAGCAAGGCGUCAGUCUGCGCGUUCACCCCUAAAAUUCAGCUUCCGCUCGGCCCAAAUGCUGCCCUGUCGUCCUUGUGGCUGUUAGCGAGGCAUUUGGAUCUGCUUCCUGUACUUAUCCACUCCUGCUUCAACGCGUUGCUACAUCAUAAAUAUUUGUGGUCGUAUGAAUAUUUGUUGUGCUGCUAAUGUAACGAUUCGGCAACAACGGGCACGCAGCUGCAGUUUAUUUCCCUAAAAUAAAUGGCGCAGUCGACGACGUCCAGCCUCUCCUCAAUUUACACAGUGCCAAAUCUAAGCGGAUUCUGACAGGAAUUGACGCUGAAACAAAAAAAAUAAAUAAAAAAAUGCGCCGCUGGUUGCUGCCAUGCCUACAACACCUUUGUGGCGGAACCGAAAAGUACAAACUAAACCAACGAAAUGCAUAUGUAAGUAUAAACAGUCACAAAUAAUACAUGUCAUACAUAAGUACAUUUAAAAUAAAGGACUGGAGGAGUUCAGAAAAUCAACAACUAUACAUUAACAUGGCUACACUAACAGGAAAAGGCUUGUAGCAUUAGUAGUGAACCAGCAAACGCGUUAGCCGUCUUCUAUCAUUAAGGUAGCGGUAAGGCGCAAUGGUGAAUAAUAAAAUAAUAUAGUUAAUGUGGGAACAAUACAAAAACUUAAAACAAAAAUCCUGUAAAAUGUAAAUGGCCAGUCAUACUUACAUACAGAAGGGUAGUAAAAAAAAAGAAUGAUUGCACUUUAUUUGCCAUUUGUACAAAUAUGAGUACAUUUGAAUUUUCAUUGGUUUUCUCGUAUCCCAUCUUACCCACCUAAGAUGCAUGUAGAAGUGAGCGAAGCUUACGGUCAGAGCACAGCGCCUCCCUGCAGUCUUCAGGGCUGAGGCCCGGCCUCAAAGGCCACAUUCUUUCAGCCACGCCAUUCAAAUCAGCCACCUUCUGGUCAUGGGCAUGUGCCACGACCUCCUAAUGCUGGACGCCCCUAUUCCCGUCCCGGAGGACCAGAAUCCAACACGGUUUGUGGAUUUUCCUGCUCAGAUGCACAUACUAAACCUGGUAAUUAUCUGAUUGUGACGUGUUUGAGCUGGAGAGUCUGCAAACUGUCAGAUUCUGGCCCUCCGGGACCAGAAUUGAGGAGGUAAACUUUUGUAUUGUAUUAACAGCUGAUUCCUACACUCUGCCCCUAAAGUAACAAGGGCAUUUGAAAACUACACAGAGGAAUGAAGGGCAGACAUUAUUUGUUUCUUUGUGGGCCACCGUGCCCUAUGAGCAAAGCUUGUCUUUCAUAGGUGGACAUCGCCAGUAUAGUCUGAAGGCCUUUGCUGGAUUUCUGUGUUGUUUAUCAUGAACAGCCACAGUUUGCAGCCCUAGAAGGUACAAGCGUAGUGUGGUUGAGAUGGUACCCUGGUGGAGCUGAACCUGCGCUAUGCUAUCUAGCACUGCAGAUGCCUGCCGUCUUUCCUUGUGUGUGUGUGUGUGUUUAUCAGUCAAUGAGUUUGUUUGGAAAUGUCAUUCAGAUAUGAUGUGGUUAUUUGUUUGUGGAAGAAAAUUUUGAGAAAUGGCAUUGUAAAAAAAAAAAGAAAUUAUCAUUUGUUUCAUUUUCGUUUGUUUCCACAUCCUUAAAUUUAUCAUUCACUUAAAACUGGUAUGUUGUCAUUUCACAUUUUAAUAGUGUGAUUUUUAAACCAUUAUCUUGAAUGCAAGCAUUAAAAAUAGUGUUGAUAGUGGAUGGGCUGUGAGGACUUCUGUAGAGUGCCGUCCCUUUGCAAAUGCAAUGAUGUUAUGUCAACUUGAAAUACUCGACUUUCUGAAAAUCUCUUACCAGCCAAGCAGCUUCUGCUUUUUUGCAGAAAUGUUUGGAUUUGGACUCAAAUCCAUAUGAAGGUCAGGGUUCUUGCACUAUGGCUGACCUACUGUGCGUCUGGGCUUCGUCAACGAGCUCCAACAGUAACACGGAAUUAGACACGCUUGGUAAAAUUUGGUACAAUACAGAAAAAGAACACACUCUUGAAAUUUUAGCUGCGCUGGGCUGUGUCAGAACAGCCUACUUACUGACUUUUGUAUAAAAGUGGGGUUUGUCGUGACCUAAAACCCAGACACUUCUACAGUACCUGCUCCAGGAGGUCAGAAAGGAGCUUCAGUUAUGCACUGAUUUUGAGCAGGACCCCCCCCCCUCCCCCCCCCCCCCAGGGGACUCGUGGGACAGGUUCAGCAGUGUGUUUGUGUGUGUCCUGUUCUGUCAAGAGUUUGCUCCUUUUUAAGUCGGCCUGUUGGUGACCCAAACCAAAAUAAGACAUAUUGUGUAUUGGAUUUUGUAUAACUAUUAAAUAUGAUCUAAAAAAGAAAUAAAACGUUUCACAGUUCA
Messenger RNA from Brienomyrus brachyistius, 6390 nucleotides. It is a transcript of the gene pdpr, whose product is annotated as pyruvate dehydrogenase phosphatase regulatory subunit. NCBI's taxonomy places the organism in Eukaryota, Metazoa, Chordata, Actinopteri, Osteoglossiformes, Mormyridae. The transcript is spliced from 18 exons. Gene Ontology annotation, molecular function: protein binding; oxidoreductase activity. The record is from RefSeq and is a predicted model, not a curated record. The coding region runs from base 157 to 2832 and encodes 891 amino acids. Gene Ontology annotation, cellular component: mitochondrion; cytoplasm; mitochondrial matrix.